Messenger RNA from Bactrocera latifrons, 1640 nucleotides. It is a transcript of the gene Lapsyn, whose product is annotated as toll-like receptor 4. The transcript is spliced from 8 exons. The record is from RefSeq and is a predicted model, not a curated record. Bases 379 to 1539 code for a protein of 386 amino acids. NCBI's taxonomy places the organism in Eukaryota, Metazoa, Arthropoda, Insecta, Diptera, Tephritidae. Gene Ontology annotation, molecular function: protein binding.
ACAAAGCGAAAUUACUGCGCGGACAGACAUUCGAGCUCACAGUGUUGGUCAGCAUAAUUUUUGACAUGCAUUUUCAACAAUGCAGUAUCUAGUCAAGCGCUUGUGAAAUAUGAAAUUAAAAGCCAAGAGCAAAACAUUCGCAACAAGUUAGCUACAAAUAAGUGCAGUGAAUGAUAUUUUCUGUCAACUCAUCGAAAACGGUAUUUGUUGCAAUUCGCUUUCUCACCUAAAUGUCAACCAAUUAUUCCWUAAUUUACGGUUACAGUUAUUGGUGUGCUUUUUGCGCGAUGCGCUCAAAUUCCUUUCGCUCGAGCGGUUGGUAGUGCUGCCAGAAUUUUACAGUCAUACGAGUAGUCAGCGGGCGAUUUACAACUCCAUAUGGAGGUUCCUGAGCUAAAUUUAGUGCAGUGCUGGUGUAUAUACUUACAUACAUAUGUGCUUUUCUUUUUAAUUGAAACGCUUCAUUUUGUUAAAAKUAUGGACUUGCAUGCGGUUGCUAUAGCGUUGUUGGCUCUAAUCACAAUCAACACCAAGAUGAUGAUGCCAUUCGGUUAUGUCGGUGUCGUGCAGGACGAACGCAAGUGUCAGUAUUUAAGACCGUCGCGCAUGCUCAAAAUCCGUUGCUUCGAAAUGAAUCUGAGGGAGGUACCGCAGUACCUGAAAUCGUCGGUUGAGAUUCUGGAUCUCGCAUUCAAUCGCAUUAAAAAGCUCAAACGCAACUCAUUUGAACGUUACACAAGUAUUAAAAUAUUAGUGCUCUAUGAGAAUAAGAUACAAUCGGUGGAGUCGGGCACAUUUGCGCCACUAACAUCAUUGGAGGAGAUCGAUCUGUCAAAUAAUGCGCUCGUCUCAAUACCUUUGGAAAUCUUUCAAUUACCCUCAUUGCGAAAUCUUUAUGUUGACAGUAACGAGCUCUUUAAUCUGGACCGCGAUCUACAGGUUCUUGAAACACCAAUACAAGCACCGCUGGAAUAUUUAAAUGUAGCCGAUUGCGGCCUAGAGGACCUGCCCGAUUUGGGUGUACUGCCAAAACUUUGGCAAAUUAAUGCCUCAUCCAAUCCGUUGACUGAUCUCACCGUGGACACACUAGCCAAUAUGUGUAAUUUGCGUACAAUGGAUCUGACAAAAACAGAAAUCAGUGAUUGCGCUCUCCAACAAGUGAAUCGUUACUUGCGAUAUAUUGGCGCCAGUUCUAAAUAUGUUCCGAUAUCUUUGGAUGACCUCGACAACACCAAAUGUCCGGAUCCAUAUAACGCAACUGUCAAUUCAACGACGUAUCAAAGCUGUAAAGCAGAGGCUGAACUUGCCAAAGUGCUCAGCUGGCGUUGGUGGACGAUCGCAGUGGCAGCGGCAUUGGCUGUGCUCGUCUUUACAUGGUACUGCUGUCGUCGCAAUUCAAAAAAGAAGAAGAAGAAGAAGUCGAAGGCCAAAACCAAAGUAAAUGYGCUGCCGCCCAAACAGCAACCGUUAGUGUCGCCCACGCUCGCACUCAAGAGUCACAACGAUCGCACAAUGCUGCAGGACUGUGAUUGUGCGUAAUCGCUUAAUUACAACAACGACAACAAAAACAUAGCGCGUAAUUUUAUAUGUACAAAUGCUAUAAAUAGCUGCAAUUAAAUAGGAAUUUAUUUACAACUAUA